AUGGCACCCACUGAAGAGUCCAUACUGAGCAACUUCCUGCUCUCCCCAGCCCCGCUGCCAACAGUUCUCUCCCUACAAAAGUUCACAGAUCUCUUCCCCAAACGCCUACGAGGCCACCCACAUAUCCGGACUUUAUAUCGGGAACUGCAGCAAGUCCGCGAACAUGAUAUGGACCGGGUAAAUGAGAACAUCGACCAAGAGUCUCAACAAGGCGAGCGACAAAAAGCCGAGCUCCGCAAGGCGAGUCUGGCUGCUGGCGUCGAAGGAUCUAAUGCGGAUGAGCAGCGUGAAAUUGACGUCGACCUUCAUCUAUUUGGUCAGAACUCUACCGACCAGGAGCGUUUUCAUUCUACUGCUAGUCUGCUGGAUGAGAUGGAGGCUGCUUGUGCGAAUAUUGAGCGGGAAAUUGGGGACGUGGAUCGCGAGGCGGCGGGGCUUUUGUCGGAAUUACAAUCGACGGUUGGGGAUUUGAGUGAUCUUCGCUAUGGGAAGUUGCAGGGUUUAGCUGGGAUGGAGAGUAGGAUUGGGGAGGAGGCUAUUCGGGGGUUGGAGAAUCUUGAGAACGCUUGUUAUGGGGCGAGUAUGGAGUGA
Molecule: messenger RNA, 591 nt
Organism: Penicillium waksmanii
Lineage: Eukaryota; Fungi; Ascomycota; Eurotiomycetes; Eurotiales; Aspergillaceae
Product: Cnl2/NKP2 family protein
Exons: 1
Coding region: 1-591 (196 amino acids)
Biological process (GO): chromosome segregation
Cellular component (GO): kinetochore; Mis6-Sim4 complex
Source: RefSeq, a predicted model, not a curated record